CAGAAGGCGUGGGGCUUUGAUGAUCGUCGCUUUUCCGACGAGGUCGGAGGGUUUGCCACCGGGGAUCUCUGGAUGGAAUAUGGACGAUCGUCCAAUGUGCAUUGCCUCUUGGAAACACUUGUUCGAUUCCCUGUCACACUACGAUAGGGUGUGCCAUCCGGAUCUCAAAGGCUGCGGGGCUCGAACUGAGGCGAGCUGAUUUGGUCGAAGUCUGCACACCUCCCGUAUUCAAGUUGGCGAAUCGUAGCAUUGAUGGACGGAUCUGCCAACUUUGAAAUCACCAUGGUUCAAUGUUUCACUCACGUCAUACCUACGCGGAGUGGCAACCCGCAAACCUACCAAAGCGGGGGAAUGUUUGAUAUAAAAGACGACCUCGUUUGUCUUCCCCUCAUCAACCGCACACCCUCACGGUUGCUGUGAGGAAGCUCAGCGAUGGAUUUCGUAAAUAAACUUGGGGGCCAGGGUAAGAGCGAAAAUCAGGGCGGCAGCUCCGGUGGAGAAGGCGGCAUGUUCUCGGGUAUAGGUGACAAGCUCAAUGCCGCAGCCGGAGGUGGCCGCGAGAGCGAGAAGAGUGAAGAUAUGCUCGACAAAGGGGUCGACUUUCUUCAGGAACGAUUCAUGGGCCAGGGAAAGCAGGAUAACGAAAGCGCAGUUGAACAAGCCAAGGAUGAACAGAUCUCGGAUUUUAUCCGGGGCCAGUACAAAUCGGUUGCAGGAUCGGAUUUACCCAUCAAGGAUAAAGAUACCAAGCUGGGAUAGAUGGGCCUACUAUAGAUGAAGGCGACAACAUACAUAUGUUGGAUGGAUAUGCCUUACAUUGAUGACACGCAUGUCCAACCAUUUCCUACAAUUUUCGGGGGAUAGCUCUUGCAGGAUUGACCUAUGUGUUUUAUCCUUUACCUCAGGAUUGGGCUCUUGGUUGACUCUCAGCUCUUCUUGGCAAACUUUGCCAGACAAAAUGCAAAUUGUAUUUAACUGAAGCUGCGCCUUGCUUCAUC
This is a messenger RNA of Coccidioides posadasii C735 delta SOWgp, 998 nucleotides long. RefSeq lists its product as uncharacterized. The record is from RefSeq and is a predicted model, not a curated record. NCBI's taxonomy places the organism in Eukaryota, Fungi, Ascomycota, Eurotiomycetes, Onygenales, Onygenaceae.